Astyanax mexicanus (Mexican tetra) is the source of this 1109-nucleotide messenger RNA. RefSeq names its product SRR1 domain containing (gene srrd). The record is from RefSeq and is a predicted model, not a curated record. The coding region runs from base 146 to 1012 and encodes 288 amino acids. The transcript has 7 exons. Gene Ontology annotation, cellular component: cytoplasm; nucleus. Lineage: Eukaryota; Metazoa; Chordata; Actinopteri; Characiformes; Acestrorhamphidae. Gene Ontology annotation, biological process: microtubule-based process.
ACCUGUUAAAAUGUAACACCACAACACUGCAGCAAGCGGCAUGUGAGAGAAGAAGAGAGUACUGGAUUGGUUAUAGUUGUGAUAGUGGUGUUUUAGUGGGAGAUGGUGGUGCUGAGGUUAAUCUGUGUGUGGUGGUGUGUUAGUGAUGGAGAGCAGCGGUGAGUGGCAGUGUGUGCGGCGGGGUAAAAGAGCAGCACGGAGAGGAAAAGCUGAUCAGUCCCGAAACCCAACAGCAGCAGCUCCUGAACCCGCAGACAGAGAGCGAGACACCCGCAGAAUAACUGAAGCAGUUAAUGAGCUGAGAUGUGAAGAUUUCUGGCUGGAAUGGCGAGAUCUCCUUUCAGGCUGUCUCGUGGGGUCUGGCUGCAGUAGCAGUAAGGAGAACACAGUGGGUGAAUGGCAGCUGGAGUGUGUGUGUUAUGGCCUGGGCAACUUCUCCUCCUGCGUGUCGGCCAGGUAUCAGCUCGCCAUGCUGCUACUGCUGUUUGAGGCUUUGCAGAUUCCUGUGGGCCAGUGCAGCAUGUAUGACCCGGUGUUCACUGUGACAGAGUGCGAGAUCCUCAAAGAGCUGGGCUUCACUGUGCUGACUGAAAACGAGGAAGGGAAACGAGCAGUGUGCCAUCCCACCUUCUUCUACUUAAUGCACUGCGGAAAAGCUCUGUACAACAACCUGCUAUGGAGCAACUGGAGUCCACAAGUCCUGCCAAACGUCAUCGUUAUUGGCAACAGUUUUCUUGGCAUUCAGGAGAGGAUGCUUCAGCGGGAGUUUGAAAGAGAUUACAACUUUCUCUCACACAUUGUAAACGUGUGUGAGGAAACAAGCCUGCCCUGUUCACAACGCUUCAUGGAUGUGUUUAAUGACAGUGCACUCAUCCAGUUCCCAGCAGACAAACUUCAGAAACUUCCAGAAUCCAUCUGGACUGAUCUUACAGAACCCCAGUACCAGCACUGUCAUGAUCUGGAGAUCAUCCAGAGAGGCAGUAGGCAUUUACAGGAUGAUAAAUGUGCUUAAACACUGUAAGGUGUGUGUGGAGGACCCACAAUAAGGACACUUAAAAUAUGUAAUGCUUGUGUUUUUUACUUUAUGUAAUUAAAAAUUGUAUUCUCUA